This is a messenger RNA of Cladophialophora immunda, 1389 nucleotides long. RefSeq lists its product as uncharacterized. Lineage: Eukaryota; Fungi; Ascomycota; Eurotiomycetes; Chaetothyriales; Herpotrichiellaceae. The record is from RefSeq and is a predicted model, not a curated record. The coding region runs from base 127 to 1074 and encodes 315 amino acids. The transcript is spliced from 2 exons. Gene Ontology annotation, cellular component: plasma membrane; fungal-type vacuole.
AAUCCAAUCCAAUCCAAUCCAAUCCAAUCCAAUCCAGUUCCUACACCCUUUCUUUAUACUAACCCUCGACCUCGACCUCUACCUCUCCCUCUCCCUCCCCCGCCUCUAGCCACAGCCAUCAUCACCAUGUCGACUCCAGCCAACUGCACCAUCGAGACCUGCUCAGUGAAAGAGUACGGCCAGAUCGAGUACAUCCCGACCUUGGUCGGCAAUGCCAUCUACACGGGCAUCUUCGGGCUGCUGCUCCUGCUGCAGCUCUUCCUGGGCAUCCGGUACCGCACGUGGGGCUUCAUGGUCGGCAUGGCGUGCGGCAUCGUGCUCGAGAUCGUGGGCUACGUCGGGCGGCUGAUGCUGCACGACGACAUCUUCGACAAGAACUCGUUCAUCGUCUACCUGAUCGGCCUGACCAUCGGCCCGGCCUUUCUGACCGCCGCCAUCUACCUCUGCCUGAGCCGCAUCAUCACCAUCUACGCCCUCGAGCUGAGCCUGCUGAAGCCGCGCACCAUCGCCACCCUUUUCGUCGCCUGCGACUUCGUCUCCUUGCUCCUGCAGGCCACCGGCGGCGCCAUCGCGUCCACCGCCGACGACGACGCCUCGAACCAGACCGGCAUCGACAUCAUGAUUGCCGGCCUGGCGUCGCAGGUCGUGUCGCUGGCCAUCUUCAUGGCCAUCUGCGGUCACUUUGCCUGGAAGGUGUUCAAGAACCCCGACAAGCUCAACCCGGAGCACGCUGCCUUGCGGCGCACGCUCCGUUUCAAGGGCUUCCUGGCCGCUAUCGCCAUCGCCGUCAUCACCAUCACGGUGCGCUCGGCCUACCGCCUGGCCGAGCUCCAAGACGGCUUCGACGGCCAACUGGCCAACGACGAACUCGUCUUCAUGAUCCUCGAGGGCCCCAUGAUCAUCGCCGCCGUCACCGCCCUGACCAUCUGGCACCCGGGCUUCGUGCUGGGCGCCAAGCUGUGGGAGGACGCCAACUUCCACUUCCGGUCCGGCAAGACGGAUCUGGGCCACUACAAGGAGGUCAACGACAGCAGCGCCGAGCAGAUUGCCAUGCCGUCGCUUUCGCAGGCCUAAGCGUCCCCGCCCGGCAAAAAGAGCGGAGCGCGGGUUGGAAGGAGAGGAAGAAGAGCGCGGACAGAUACCCCGGCCAACCCACCCAUAUAUUCGCAGAAAAGAGCAGGAGGAUGUUUGUGCCGUCUCCUCACGGGGGCGGUGGGUUUAGGCGUGUGUCUGUUCCCCCCUUGGACGGAUGGUAGAUGACACGGGAAAUGAUCAUGAACGGCGUUACCUGGGUAAAACAGAUCUUGAGAUACCAAUUUGUUUUCAUAGAUGCGGGAUCAAAUCACACACCUGACAGGACAUGGUGUUGGUGGAAAAUGCCAAAGUUAC